This is a messenger RNA of Notodromas monacha, 2291 nucleotides long. The record is from the annotation of a GenBank genome assembly. NCBI's taxonomy places the organism in Eukaryota, Metazoa, Arthropoda, Ostracoda, Podocopida, Cyprididae.
GCAGACGCUUGAUAUUCCCCGCGGUGAAGUCUUUACAGAAUGUGUACCUUACUUGUAGCUUAGUUCGCUAAGCUAUGUAACGAAUAGAACUUGAAUGUGAGCAUGGAUGAAGUCGUUAUUGUGGAAGAAUUAAACCCGGCGGCGGAAGUUCUGGACUUUCUCGCUGAAGAUGCGCUUCCCGUGGAAAUCCCAGCUCAAGAUGAUGCGGUGAAUGUAAAUGACUCCAUUCCCGCCGAACAACCUGGUUCAGCCAUUGCGUUCUCGCCAGUUGUAGUGCAAGACGCAUUCCCGCUGGAAAAAACUCCUACCAUGCCCAGUCCGUUGUUUUCAUCCAGCAGGAGGAGUCUCAAACGACCUCGAUUACUUGAAGAGGAUUCCGUCGCUGAACCGGACUCUUGUGUGAUAUGUUUCGAACCUUAUACCUCGAUGGGGCCGCACAGGCUGGUUUCCCUGAAAUGCGGACACAUUUUCGGGGACAUCUGCGUGCGGAAGUGUUUAGAGCAGCAUCGGAAAUGUCCUCAGUGCAACAGCAAAGCGAAGUUGAGCGACAUCCGAAUACUGUACGCCUCUGCAUUAAUUGCGAUGGACAACUCGGAAGUGGAAAACUUAAAAGGCCAAGCAGAAAAUCUUGUUCGGAUGCUGAAAGAAAAGGAUAUUGUCAUCAACCAAUACGAAUUGCAAAUGAUUUGCUACCGAGAUCGAAUCUCUCGGUUGGAGAAGGAGAACGAAAUGCUGCGAGUUCAACGAGUGCGAGACGAUCAACCGGUUUCCAUUCAAGUCUCUUCCCGCAUCGGAGCCAAAUGCGUGGACACUUGCGAACUUUCCAAGACCGGAACUUGCCGAGUUUUAGCCUAUUCUUCCGGCGGAACUCACGGCGUCGUGUCCAUGUCUCAUCCCUCGUCCCUGUUCACAAACCUCAAAUUUGGCUUGAAGAAGUUCAAGGCUGGCGGGAUGAAGUCUGCAGAUUUCAUUGGACUCCACGGGAAGGAGAUUCGUGACGUCGCCUUUGCCCCGGACGACGAAGACUUGGUGUUGACUGUGUCUUUGGACCAGGCCGUGAAGAUUUAUGAUGUGCGGACGAAGAAUGCCGUGAAUUCUGCCGGGGAAGACCAGCCGAUCUGGGCGUGUUGUUGGAAUCCCGUUCAACCUAAACUGCUUUAUGUUGGACUUCAAAAUGGAAUCGUUCGUCAGUACGACGUGAGGAAAUUCGACGAGGUCUGCGAGACGGUUUGUGCCACGAAGGGACCCGGUGUGGUGAGUCUUGCCUACGCACUUCCCGACACCAGGGACAACCUUUUCCCCAGUGGCGGCCUCUUGGUCGGCACCCUCAAAACCGUGCUAUUCUACAACAACGCCAACCGAGGCACGGUCGUCGUGCCCGCAGGCGCGGAUUCCUUCACGUACGUGGAGUUUGAGAACCAAACCCGACACGCGUUGCUGUCCAAACGCGCCUGCGCCACUUCCCCGUAUGCCAAACACUGCGUGGGCCAGAUCUCACAGAAAAUGGCUGAAGGCGGUUUGUCCUGCACCUUUGGCACCGUCACGUCGAUUCGCGGGGCGAAGGACUCUGGGAAACUGUGUCGCAGUUUGAUGUUUGGGAAUCCGUUUAAUCGCGAGGCGGCUGUCGUGGUGGCGGACUUUGACGGGUCGUCGGCGGGGAUGUACGAUGCCGGGUCGGGGCGCAGUUUGCAGCGCAUUCCAACGAAGGCGCCGGUGCUGGACGCCAAAAAGUUCACUGUCGGGGAAUCUCAUUACAUGGCAUUGCUCACUGCCCACGGAUUGAGUGUGCAGGAGUUGUCCGUAUGCAACUAACUGAAUUCCGAGUCUUUCCGGAGAUUCUUUUGUUUUUUUGUGUUUUCGUGUAUUGCAUCUUUUUUUCUUCUGUGAAAUCGGGAUUUGAGGAGCAAGAAAAAAAAAGAACAAGCUGAGGAUUAAUUUCCUUCAAUGCGACGUCACGACCUUUUAACCGGUUUGGGAUCGAGAUAGAACCAGUAUUUUCCCUUGUUGGCUGUUCCUUCUUCUGAUGAAGCAUUAUUCUUGCUUGUUUUUUUUUUUUUUGGGGAUAAGAAGCAAAAUAAUUCGUGCCAUAUUAAUGUUGACGUGGUGAGGUCUUGAUUAUCGAAGAGAAUGUUCAAAAGUUCUAAAAAUAAGCAAAACACCAUUUUUUUUUAAACUUCCGUGAGGUUUCGGAAAUAACUUGAAGUUCCUUCAUUAUCAAUAUUUAGUUUCGCAUUUAAAUUUCUUUGAUUUUAUUUAAAUUGAUUCUAAAUUCAAAUAAAUCAAUUCUCCAG